AUGGGCAACAGAGCUCCUUAUGCUGUUUCAUUUCUAUUAAGGUUUAUCUAUGCGGUUAUGCAGAUACUUACUAAAGUUGCUUUUAACCAAGGUACAAGUACAUACGUUCUUGUUUUCUACAGGCAUUUAAUAGGUAGCAUGUUCCUACUGCCUAUUGCUUUUGCAAUUGAAAGGAAAACGGCCCCACGACUGUCAUACAAACUCUGUCUGAAGCUAUUUGUGCAUGCACUAUAUGGGAUGUCUGCUUCUCUUAACAUAUCAUGUGUCGGUCUCAAUUAUGCUUCAGCAACUUCUGCUUCUGCAGUACUAAAUCUCCUACCAGUGUUAACUUUCUUUUUGGCUCUUCUGUUGGGAAUGGAGUCUUUGCAAUUAAAGAGCUUCCAUGGGAUUGUGAAAGUUUCUGGUAUAGUGAUUUGUGCGGCGGGUGUUACUGUACUAGCGUUAUACCAAGGACCGGAGCUCAAAUCUAUAGUCCAUCACCCUAUUUUCCGUCACCCAAGUCGAGUUUAUACUCAUCCAUCAAGGAGCUGGAUAUUGGAAAUUCUCCUGCAGUCUCUUGCGACUGUAAUGUUUGCGCUUUGGACAGUGUUUCAGGGCCCUUUGCUGGAGGAGUAUCCGUCCAUGCUGCUUAACACGAGCCUUCAGAUUGUCUUUGCGACUAUUCAAUCAUUUUUUAUGGCUCUAGUGAUGGAGAGGGACUUUUCAAGAUGGAAGUUGGGACUGGAUGUAGGUCUUGUGGCGAUCAUCUAUUGUGGGUGUAUUGUUACCGCAUUGGCAAACUACCUGCAAAUCUGGGUGAUUGGCAGUGUAAUAAGUGGCGCGCUCAUGGUUGCUGGCCUGUACAAUGUUCUCUUGGGGAAGAGAAUAGAGCAAGUAGCUCUCUGCAAGCAAGGAGGUAGCGGAGAAAAUGGAUCAUGCUUAGAUUUGGAGGAACAAGAAAGCGGUGCACCAGUUCCAGCAACGCGGGAUUCAAUCAAGCCAGUACCAGGUUUGAUGGAGAGAACUGAUACAUCAAGCUGAACUGUGACCUGUGUCAGCCAUAAUCUUGACUUAGCACGUGCGUUGGCGGACGUGGUUGUGCCGUUGUGGAGAACCAGCGCGACCGGCAGACGUCGUGCGUGUAGUUAGUCAGUUAGCACAUGCAUAGGACUGGAUGUGAUCGUGGUGCAUGCAUGGUUG
Molecule: messenger RNA, 1179 nt
Organism: Triticum dicoccoides
Lineage: Eukaryota; Viridiplantae; Streptophyta; Magnoliopsida; Poales; Poaceae
Product: WAT1-related protein At5g64700-like
Exons: 8
Coding region: 1-1020 (339 amino acids)
Cellular component (GO): membrane
Molecular function (GO): transmembrane transporter activity
Source: RefSeq, a predicted model, not a curated record